AUGCAUUCUUUUCUAUUUUUCAGUGCAAGUGAGAAGUUUCUUGAUGGUGGUCUGGUAGGGAAUAACCCAGUGCUAGAUACACUGACUGAGAUUGAAGAAUGGAAUUUGGCAGUGAGAGCACGGGGAAGAGAAUCAGAAGUCUUUAACCCUACCGUUGUGGUGUCACUAGGGUGUGGCAAACCUCCUGUUAUGCUAGUUGAUACAGUUGAUGUGACAAUACCAAGCAUACUUGAUGUUAGGAGAGGCUUUACAGCAAUGUAUAAUUUGUUCAAUGUAAUGGUAGAGCAAGCUUGUAGCUCUGAGGGUCGAAUUGUUGACAGGGCAAGAAUGUGGUGCUCAAACCUCCAUGUUCCAUUCUUCAGGUUCAACCCACAGCUCUCCCAAGAAAUUGCUUUAGAUGAGCAUGAUGAUGAAUAUUUAGUACGCAUGAUGUGGGAAACCAGAGCAUACAUGAGGGCCCAAGCUAAAACUUUAAGCCUUCUAAAGCCUCUCUUGGUGGGCCCUGAAGAUAAACCUGUCCCUCCUCCUCGUCAGGUCACACCCUCAUGCUCUCCAUCAAAACUCAGGCCUAGGAUUUCAGUCUGCAGUAGCACUAGUCAAGAUAUUCCUGAUACCCCACAUUCACUGAUGUCUGAGGGAACCUCUCCAGAAGAGGAUGGGAGCUAUCAUUCGACAAACCUUGAGCCACAUGUUCCUUUUGCUGAAAAUUCUGGGGUAGAGGAGCAGCAUCAGCCCAAAGUAUAUUCAAAUAAUGUCCCUUCAAGCGAGGAAAGUUCCUCACCAGAGGAAGCAGUAAACAUUGUUGAGGAUUCUGAAGCAUCAGAAAAGAUAUCAGUUCCUGCUUUGCAUACAACAGCUUAAUGUAUUUCACAUAUUACACAUAUUGUUGUACCAAAGAGUUCUUGUAGGACUCCUGGUAGGACGUUUUCCAGG
This is a messenger RNA of Penaeus monodon (black tiger shrimp), 933 nucleotides long. RefSeq names its product 85/88 kDa calcium-independent phospholipase A2-like. Gene Ontology annotation, biological process: positive regulation of ceramide biosynthetic process. The transcript has 2 exons. Gene Ontology annotation, cellular component: mitochondrion. Bases 1 to 861 code for a protein of 286 amino acids. Lineage: Eukaryota; Metazoa; Arthropoda; Malacostraca; Decapoda; Penaeidae. The record is from RefSeq and is a predicted model, not a curated record.